Molecule: messenger RNA, 1197 nt
Organism: Elephantulus edwardii (Cape elephant shrew)
Lineage: Eukaryota; Metazoa; Chordata; Mammalia; Macroscelidea; Macroscelididae
Gene: SERPINE1
Product: serpin peptidase inhibitor, clade E (nexin, plasminogen activator inhibitor type 1), member 1
Exons: 8
Coding region: 1-1197 (398 amino acids)
Biological process (GO): negative regulation of vascular wound healing; negative regulation of plasminogen activation; negative regulation of endopeptidase activity
Molecular function (GO): serine-type endopeptidase inhibitor activity
Source: RefSeq, a predicted model, not a curated record
AUGUCUCCAGUCAUCGUCUGCCUCGCCCUGGGCCUGACCCUCAUCUUCGGCGAAGGAUCUGCCUUAUCUGAGUCCCAGGCAGGCCACCUGGCCACAGAGUUUGGUGUGAAGGUGUUUCAGCAGGUGGUCCAGGCCUCUAAGGACCGCAAUGUGGUUUUCUCACCCUAUGGGGUGGCCUCCGUCCUGGCCAUGCUGCAGCUGACCACAGGAGGGGACACGCGGCAGCAGCUCCAGGCAGCGAUGAAAUUCAAAACUGACGACAAGGACGUCGCCUCCACCCUCCGCCACGUGCACAAGGAACUCAUGGCGCCUUGGAACAAGGACAUGGUCAAAACGGUCGAUGCCAUCUUCGUCCAGCGGGACCUGGAGCUGGUUCAGGGCUUCAUGCCUCGCUUCUUCAGGCUGUUCCAUAGCACAGUCAAGCAAGUGAACUUUACUGAAGCAGAGAGAGCGAGAUUCAUCAUCAACGACUACGUGAAGAGACACACGAGAGGUAUGAUCAGUGACUUACUUAGCAAGGGGAUGGUGGACGAGCAGACACGCCUGGUGCUGGUGAAUGCCCUCUACUUUCACGGCCAGUGGCAGAUGCCCUUCCCAACCUCGGCCACCCACCGCCGCCUCUUCCACAAGUCUGAUGGCAGCACUGUCUCUGUGUCCAUGAUGGCUCAGACCAACAAGUUCAACUACACUGAGUUUUUGACCCCUGACGGCCAUUACUAUGACAUCCUGGAACUGCCCUACCACGGACACACUGUCAGCAUGUUCAUCGCCGCUCCAUAUGAAAAAGAGGUGCCUCUCUCGGCCCUCACCAGUAGCCUGGAUGCCCAGCUCAUCAGCCAGUGGAAAGGAAAUAUGACCCGAGUACCCCGCCUCCUAGUUCUGCCCAAAUUCUCCCUGGAGAGUGAAGUUGACCUCAGGAAGCCCUUGGAGAACUUGGGGAUGACCGACAUGUUCAGGUCAGACCGGGCCGACUUCACUGGUCUUUCAGAUCAAGAGCAGCUCUGCGUAUCACAGGCCCUGCAGAAGGCGAAGAUCGAGGUGCAUGAGAGCGGCACAGUGGCGUCCUCAUCCACAGCCUUUGUGGUCUCAGCCAGAAUGGCCCCUGAAGAAAUCAUCAUGGACAGGCCCUUCCUCUUUGUGCUGUAUCACAACCCCACAGGAGUAAUCCUAUUCAUAGGGCAGGUGAUGGAACCCUGA